GGCGGCGGGACGGCGGCGGCGCCCGAGCCCGCGGGGCGGCCUCUGUGGUGCGGAGCCCGGCGGUCGCCGGACCUCGGUCCGAGCUUUUGAGGCUCCGCCCCUCGAACCUUGGGACUAAUCGGAUUGAGAGCGCGCGGGCCCGGGCCGCGAACUCGCCAAUUGCGGAGGGCGGUGGCCACCGCCCAAUCGGGAGGAGACAGGUGCGAGGUCCGGAAGGCGUAAGCCAAUCAGCAGCGAUUGCGGCCUGCGGGGGCAGGCCUUGGCCAAUAAGAAGGCCGGAGUGACAGCUGCACCCGCCAAUUGGGAGUGAGGAGCCCUUCGUAGCCGUCCGCCCUUCCGGCCGGAGCUCUAUUUACCAGGGGCGUGCAGCCCGCUUGCCAAUCAGAGCGCGGCUGCGCUGCCCGGCAGCCAACCCCGGAGGAGCGGCCGGCCGGCGUCCGCCGCACCGACGAGUUGGGGAUGUCCUACAAACCCAUCGCGCCCGCCCCCAGCAGCACCCCUGGCUCCAGCACCCCUGGGCCAGGCACCCCGGUCCCUACAGCCGGCAGUGUCCCGUCGCCGUCGGGCUCCGUGCCAGGAGCCGCUGGCCCUUUCAGACCCCUGUUUAACGACUUCGGACCGCCCUCCAUGGGCUAUGUGCAGGCGAUGAAGCCCCCUGGUGCCCAGGGCUCCCAAAGCACCUACACAGACCUGCUGUCGGUCAUAGAAGAGAUGGGUAAAGAGAUCCGGCCCACCUACGCCGGUAGCAAGAGUGCCAUGGAGCGCCUGAAGAGAGGCAUCAUCCAUGCCAGGGCACUAGUCAGAGAGUGCCUGGCAGAGACAGAGCGAAACGCCCGCACGUAACAGGAAGCACCUUGGCCUCAGCUUCUGGACCUUUCCGGCCACUGCAGAACACCUGCUUCUCCCUGGCCUUCGUCCCAAGUUGCACUUCCUAUCAUGGGCUUCCUGUCCAUGUCCCUCGGUGGGUACCCUCCAGGAGCCAGGGAGCUGUCACUCUGGCUGGCUGCACAAACUGGUCCCUGCCCUGCAAGAGUUAGCAGAGAGGCCGCUGUGAAUCCUACCCAUGACCUGCCAAUGAUGUCGAUCCAGCUGGAGCUUUCCUUCCGGUGGCCCCACCACUUGUCUCAGGCUUUCCAAUCCCAUCCGGGGCUCAGAAGGCCUGUCACCUCCCUGCCUUGUCUCCAGGGCCAUAGCGACUGUUUUCUCAGUGUGUCUUUUGCUAAAUCUUCCCUUUUUCUAUAAAUAAAUGAUGAUUUGGAGUUGUU
This is a messenger RNA of Perognathus longimembris pacificus (Pacific pocket mouse), 1265 nucleotides long. RefSeq names its product cyclin dependent kinase 2 associated protein 2 (gene Cdk2ap2). The record is from RefSeq and is a predicted model, not a curated record. Gene Ontology annotation, biological process: negative regulation of G1/S transition of mitotic cell cycle; regulation of microtubule cytoskeleton organization. The transcript is spliced from 4 exons. Lineage: Eukaryota; Metazoa; Chordata; Mammalia; Rodentia; Heteromyidae. Gene Ontology annotation, cellular component: nucleus; microtubule; cytoplasm. Bases 460 to 843 code for a protein of 127 amino acids.